CCUAUUGACGCUGUACAUUUAUGAAAAAAGCAUGAUGCUUUUAGAGACGUAAAUGGUGAUGGUUUACUAGAAAUAAGAACCUGUUUUCCCCAUUAUAUAAAUUGAUGUUAAGUUACUUAGGUAUGAACAGAUGAUGAAGUCGAAUGUGGAAAUGUAAUGACGUUUUUUUCUUGGUGUUUGUGUUUAAUUUCAAAAUAAAGGUUGUUCGAUAUUAAUCCUUUCCAUGCGACGUGUUACCAUUGAAUAAAAUGUAGCUGUGCUCCCGUUACAUGAUACCUUGCUUCUCCUGUUGUUUGUGAAUGCUAUAUUCCUUGCCUUAUCCUUGAUGGUUUCUCUAUGAAACUGCCAAUCUUUGUUUGCAAUCAUGAAACUUGAUGUUGUUUGUUUUCAGGAUAUUAGAAAGGAGCAAAAGAGAGAAGGGAGGUUAAAUAUAGGGAUGGUGUUUUUUGUGUGAUCCUCUUGAUUGAGUGACCGGAAAUUAUUGGUGUUGGUGAACUUUAGAAGAGGGAUUUGGAAAGGAGAGAAGGGAAAGUGUAAGAGAUCUUGUCUGAUAGGUUAGGGAAAUCUGGGACUUGAAUUGUGAUGACUGGAUUGUAUCAAGUUGGAAUCAUUCGAAAUGGAGCUUGUCCUUGUAUAUUAACCUUUGUGGCUGUGUUUUGUGCACAUGCUUGUUUGCUCAUGAUCAUGCAAAACAGAGGAAAAGACUUUCAAUUAGUGAACUAUCUGACAGAGCAGCCAAAGUUCUUGGUGAUCAUCAGACAGAAUCUGUCUUUGGUAGUUUUAGAAGACCAGCUUCCAGAAAUGAGUUGUAAGUUGAAAGCUAAUAGGGCUAUAAAGCUGCUUAAAAAGAGGGCAAUGUCAAAAGAAAAGAAGAUAUCUGCUGCAAUGGCUGCUGGACUUGAUUGGGGAAGUGAUGAUUCAAAAGAUGAAGUUCCAGUAAUAAUUGUUCACCUUAAAACAUCAAUUUCUCCUGGUGAAAAAUUCUGCUUUUUUUGUAUUGAAUUAUUCAUUACACUUUUCUUUGGGAUGGGUUCAGCAACAACCACUGAAGGAGCCUCCAUUGCCCGAUCUCUUCAAGGACGAGGAGCAUUAUAACCUCAUUUCAGAUUCUGUUUUGUCUAUUGUGCGCUGCUGUAAGCUGUGUUCUACUGUGAUCCUGAGCUAGUCAGUGUGCUGGGGUUGUUUGACUGUUCCUGUGCCUGCUCAGAGCUUCUGUUUUUUCUGUCCCUGCUGGUUUGCUAUGGUCUAUCUAUCUGUUGGCCUGUUGUGUAGCUGUUCUGCAUUCCUGAGCUUGGUUCUGAUGUGGUGGCUACAAUGCCGGUGUCUUUGCUCUGGUGGAGUUUGUGUUUCUGUGACCCUGGGACUGUUCUGAUAUGGUUCAGAUUGCUAUGAUGCUGUUUGCGUUUGGUCUGGUCAGUUUUUCAGUUGCGGUUUUGCUGAUUUGCUUUGCUCUGAUUCUGUGUUGCUGAGUGCUAGGUUUUAUGGGCUGAUCCUUGAAGCAUUCUUCUCAGCAGGUGCUGUUCUUCAGGGACCUACUGGUGCCUGCUCUGCACUGGUUGUGCUGCUGGUUUGGGUGCUGUACAGUAGUGGUGUGGUUUGGUGUUGCUGUUUUGGUGGGCUGCGAGGUUGUAAUAUUGUUUAAUUUUUUUUGGACAAAAAUUGUAAUAUUACAGCCUUUU
Molecule: messenger RNA, 1679 nt
Organism: Chenopodium quinoa (quinoa)
Lineage: Eukaryota; Viridiplantae; Streptophyta; Magnoliopsida; Caryophyllales; Amaranthaceae
Exons: 4
Coding region: 583-1095 (170 amino acids)
Source: RefSeq, a predicted model, not a curated record